CCACGACCCAUUCUGGGGUUGAAUGGCUGGGUAAAGACAACUCAUCUUUCUUUUUCAUAUCCACAUCGGUGUGUUGUGAUGGCAAAUAGCACUGAGACAUGUCUCCCGGCCACGCUAAGACGACUGAUUGGUCGCAAAGUGGGACCUUCAUUUCGUUCAGUGGCAGAGAUUGAGGAGGUACCCCUGGAACAACCAGGCCAUGAUCAGGUGCUCCUGAGAAUCGCCUAUGCGGGUGUAAAUGGCGGAUGCGAAACCUUUCGGUGUCGAGGAAGCAGCUAUACGCCGUUUGCAGCAAAUCAGAAGGCGGAGAAGUUUGUGCUUGGAGCUGAAGCAUCAGGCACUGUUGUUGCUGUCGGCGAAGGUGUUGAGACAUUGAAGGUGGGAGAUGCUGUGACAUGCAGUGGGUCAGGAGGGUUCGCGGAGUACAUCACGACCAGUCAGCGGUCCUGCUUCCCAGUCAAGGAAGCAUCAGCGGAAGCUGUCGUGCUGACACUCUCCGGCCUCACAGCUGCAGUGGCCCUCAAGGCGACCGGAGGGCCGUUGAAGGCGGGUGAGCGAGCGCUGGUGACGGCUGCUGGGGGCGCCACUGGCCACAUGGGUGUCCAGCUGGCGCUGCUGGCCGGCUGUCAUGUUGUCGCCGUAUGCGGCAGCGAGGCCAAAGCCAAGCGGCUGCGCGAUCUGGGCGUGCACCGCGUCAUAAAUUACCGAGAAGAGGAUGUUGGUGAGGUGUUGAGGAGUGAGUAUCCGGAGGGCAUAGAUGUGGCGUAUGAGGGGGUGGGCGGGCCGCUGAGGGACGCGGUGCUCGACAAUCUGAGCAAGCGCGGCCGCAUGCUGGUCGUGGGCUACAUCUCUGAGUACCCCCAUGUGAAGCCGGAUGACGGCGAGGCUGAGGGCCGGAGAGGGCUGCCGCCAGCUCAGGAAUUGUUCUGGCAGGGCAAGACUGUGCACAUCGGUGACCAGACCGUCUACGGCAAUGUGUGGUCCGGGGCCAAAAGGCAGGACAUUCCAGCAUUCAGGAGGGAACUGUUUGAUCUGCAUGAGGAGGGCAGAUUGCAGGCCUGGGUGGACAGCAGGCGCUUUCAUGGGGUUGAGCAGGUGUCUGACGCCAUCGAGUACAUGCUCACCGGGCAGGCUGUUGGAAAGGUUAUUGUAUCUUUCUAA
This is a messenger RNA of Coccomyxa subellipsoidea C-169, 1161 nucleotides long. RefSeq names its product NAD(P)-binding protein. Gene Ontology annotation, cellular component: mitochondrion. The coding region runs from base 79 to 1161 and encodes 360 amino acids. Lineage: Eukaryota; Viridiplantae; Chlorophyta; Trebouxiophyceae; Coccomyxaceae. The transcript has 8 exons. The record is from RefSeq and is a predicted model, not a curated record. Gene Ontology annotation, molecular function: oxidoreductase activity.